Messenger RNA from Eublepharis macularius, 658 nucleotides. Its product is annotated as DNA-directed RNA polymerases I, II, and III subunit RPABC5-like. Bases 296 to 499 code for a protein of 67 amino acids. Gene Ontology annotation, cellular component: RNA polymerase II, core complex; RNA polymerase III complex; RNA polymerase I complex. Gene Ontology annotation, biological process: transcription by RNA polymerase I; tRNA transcription by RNA polymerase III; transcription by RNA polymerase II. The record is from RefSeq and is a predicted model, not a curated record. Lineage: Eukaryota; Metazoa; Chordata; Lepidosauria; Squamata; Eublepharidae. The transcript is spliced from 3 exons. Gene Ontology annotation, molecular function: DNA binding; DNA-directed RNA polymerase activity; zinc ion binding.
AUUUCCCAACCCAGAGUUGGCAACCCUAGUUGGCUGUGUUUUCAACACUUCGCCACAAAGUCGUCCCCCCACCCCGCAAGACAACGCAACAUUACCAGAUGAGCGUCAGCCCAGGUGCCUGGCGUCAUUUUGGUUAGAAAAGAUUGGCUCCGGUGUUCUCCACUCGAAGCAGCGUGCUGCGGAACUCGAAAGCUGGCAGCGUUCCCUCGAAACAUUAGCACGCUUUGACGAAUUCCUUGCAAACUAGCCACGGCGCAAGGAGAUCCGGUGAUAUUUCUUUCUAGGCUGCCUCACAAUGAUUAUUCCUGUUCGCUGCUUCACCUGUGGAAAAGUUGUGGGUAACAAAUGGGAGGCGUAUCUGGGUCUCUUGCAGGCGGAAUACACAGAAGGGGAUGCAUUGGAUGCGCUAGGCCUGAAGCGCUACUGCUGCCGACGGAUGCUACUGUCACAUGUUGAUUUAAUUGAGAAGCUGCUGAAUUAUGCACCCUUGGAGAAAUAGCAUUAUGGUCUCAAGGAAGCCCAUAAGAGUUUGAUGCAACCUUCUAGAUUUUUGUAAUUAGCUCCUGUCAAUCAUGUGCUUGGCCUCUAGGGGGUGUAGUUCUACAAGAGAAGAAUUCCAUCCCAUUCAACACUGUGCAAUAAAGCUUACCUGCAUGAA